GAACAGAGCCGAGCCAAGCCGAACCGAACUGAACAGAACCAAACCAAAAGCACUGGCCACCAUUACCAAAGACGGUGGCAUAUGUGUAGCGUUGCUGUGCAUUUUAAAUCCAGAAAGACAACCUCAAAAUACGGAACAGCUUACAUAACCUCAUAGCCUUCAACAGAACUAAGACAGUACAUGUACAUACCACAAUACAAACAUUUUCUUGCUCUGUCUCUCUCUCAACCAUAUCUUUUUUGCCUUGCUCAGCCUUUGGAGUUAUUUUUUUCUCUCUCUUUUUCUCUUUCUGCUUUCAUAUAUUCGCCCUUUUUAUGUGUCUAAUCUCUCUCUCGCCACAACAAUCAAGCUUCUUCUUCUUAUCUUUCUUUAACUCAACUGGGUCAGAUCACAGCGAGUUGGCCACCUGGGUGACAAUGCAAAUCCCAUUGCUUUUUUUUUUUUCAGCAGUGUACGAUCAGCUAAAGGAGUGACAAAAAAAAAAGUUUAGACCUUUUCGAACAUUUCUGGAUAACGGAAAUAAAAGCCCAGAAACCCUAGAGGUUGAACCCCCAGAUGGUGAAACUCUAGAAGCUCAGAACCCAGAUAACAAAAAUCUACAAGAAAAAGCUUCUGGGUCCUAUCAUUUGUUUGGCUUAAGUGGCAGCUUUAAUAUGGAAGAAAUGAAUCUGGAUGUUCCUAAAGAACAGAACAGGAAAGUGGUUGAUGCAAAUGGUGAAGAUCAUAAGGUUGAUAGUGUGGUAUCAGUGAACAGACUUGUUAAUAUUAGAGGAGAGAAUCCCGAUGCCAUUUUAAGUGCAUUGGUUGAUCUUGAUGUGAGUGAUACUGGAAUUGGGAAGGAUUCUUUGUUGAAUGAUGUAACUGAUAGGAUAAUUGAGACUGAAAAUGGUUCCCUCGCUACGGAUUUCAGCGAGAAUGCAGUGGAUUUGGGUGGUGAUGUGAAUGCUGAAGUUGAAGUUGAAAAGAAUGUGAAUGAUGAGGAGUUAGAAGAGGACGAGUCAUUGGGAGUUAAUGGCAUUGUGUCUGGUAGGAAGUUAGAAAUCUGUGGAGGCAAUAUAUCACUUUAUGUUGAUUUUUCUGGUUCUCUAAGUGGGGUUAAUGUUAACAAUCUCAACGACAUGGGUUAUUCUGGGUCAUUCGUUAGUCAAGAGGAUCCUAAAGAUAUUGGUGAUGAGGAGAUGAAGGAGUUAAUUGGAAAGUUCCAUGUGGGUGACAUUGUAUGGGUUAAGACCAAAAACCAGUCUUGGUGGCCAGGAAAGGUUUAUGAUCCAUUAGAUGCAAGAAAAUAUGCUCUGCAGAGCGACCACAGGAACUGCCUGCUGAUUGGGUAUUUUGGGAUAAGCCACAUUGCUUGGUGCUUGCCAUCCCAAUUAAAGUCUUUCCAUGAGAACUUUGAGCGCAUGACUGGGGGAAACAAGGCUAGAAGCUUCCUUGGGGCAGUAGAGAAGGCAGCGGAGGAGUUUGGUAAGUGCCUGAGAUCAGAGAUGACUUGUUCCUGUAUCCACAAUAAAUGUCAGCAGUCAUCUGCUGAUGUUGAAAUUCAAGGAAAAGUUUCUUCGCCAAGUUGCAAAUUUGGUGAAUUUUCAUUUACUCGGUUUGAACCAGUGAAGUUUCUUGAACAAAUUAAAAAUCUUGCACAGACAUUCUCCAAGCUUGGCAUCCUUGAAUUAACUGUUGCAAAGAAUUUUGUGUCAGCAUUUUAUGAUUUUAGAGGACAUGGUCAAGUGCCUGCUGAACAACUUUUUGAAUCAAUUGAUGAUCAAGACAGUGCUGGGGACAGGUCAAUGGAGAAAAGUAACAUCAGUGCUCAACAUGGAAGCCAAAAUUUAGAAGCUGCCAACGGGGAAUUGCAAAGCACUGAGGAUAAAGUUCUACAGCGAAAGAAGAAUGAAGAGCUAGGCAUGAUUUUUGGAGAGGGCAUGGGUACUACAGCAAAGAAUUACAAAGGCGAUCUUCCUGUAGGGAAGAAUGUUCUAAAUGAUCUGGCAUCAAAUUCCAGGAAGAGAAAGAGGAAGAAGUAUGCUGAAGUUGAAGGCUAUGAUGUCAGUCUUCCAGAUUCUCCACCUCAGGUGGAAGCCAGCAUCUUUGGAUCUGCAACAAUGAUAGAGAAGGGCUCUGAUCUGAGAGAAAGGAAGAAAAGCAAGUACCUAUCAUAUCCCUAUGUCAACUUGGAACAUAAAGGCUUGCCAAGUGAAAUAGAAGACCCUAAGUCUCAGAAAGUUUCUCAAGGAGCAGAACAUGAAAAAGCAGUUAGUCAUCAAUUUAUCGGAUCACAUUCAGUUUCUAAAUCCAGUGGCAAGAGGUUUCAAAAGAAAUGGUUCAGAAAAUUUAUACACAAUAAUGACGCAUCCAAUAACCCCGAUCUGAUAAAUGCAUCUGUAGCUGAUUUGCUUUCUGAACUGUGUCUCACAGCGAUGGAUUGCCUGUAUUCAAAUGAAAGUAAAAACUUUGAUUUAAUAGAAUGGUUCUUUGCGAGGUUCAGAAUAUCAGCAUUUCAUGAUGAGUCUAUUUACGAGAUGCAUUGCAAGAACAUGAUUGGUAGCAGUAAUGAGGCACUGCAGGGGAAGGAUACACUCGAGCCAACCCAGACUUUACUGGAUGUCAAGGCUGAGCAAAAGAUGCAGAAGAAGAAGAAAAAUGGAAACUCAGCUCCUACAAAAAUUAAAUCCCUUCGUGGCUUAUCAGAUGUCAAUAUAAAUAUUGCUGCAGAUGGCACACUUGUAAAAGAUUUCUGUGACAUGGGCCCUCCUACUCCUAAUGGUAGGCCUGGGCCGAAGAAGAAAAAGAAGAAGCAAGGAACAUCUCCUGCAGGUUUACCAGAUUUGAAUAGUAGUGGUGCUACAAGUAGUUUGUUGGUAGAAAGUUUUGAGUCUGUGAGCCAUGUUGAACAUGAGCCUAAUCAGAGGGAGAAGAAAGCAGGCUCAGAGAAUGUAAAUUUAAGUGAUGCAGAACCCGGCUCACUGCUACUAGAUUUACAGGUGACAGGCCCAUUUUCGGUGAAUACUAUACCUAAGGAAAUUAUGGGGGAGGGAUCUGCUCCUAGUAUACCAACUUCGGAUGGAAACUGUGCAAUUCCAGGCCUUUUGGCAAAAGAGCCUCCAUCUAUCAGCCCUCUCAGUGCUGAAGGUUUGCCUGAGCCCAAAAAAAGAAAAAGAAAGGACAAAUCAACUGCUGAGCAGACUACAGUUGCUGCGAUUGAAGCUGGUUUGGAGGGGACUCUUGCUGAAUCGAGUAUGUUGGUCAAACCUGAAAAGAAGAGAGCACGGAAAAAAGAAGUAAAGCCACGGCGGCCUAGAAGGAAAUCAGCUGUGAGGCUACCGGAUAUAAACAUAAAUUACAAUAUCAUGGAUACAAAUGGAGAAGGUCUGGGGACUGCUCUGAUCUUGACAUUUGCUCAAGGAGUUUCUUUACCUUCAAAAGAAGUUCUGGUUGCAACGUUUUGCAGGUUUGGGCCCUUGAAGGAGUCAGAAAUACAUUUGAUGAAAGAUUCUAAUACUGCUCAAGUUGUUUUCUUGAAGAGUACUGAUGCCGCAGAAGCAGCAAGGAGUUUAGAGAAUUGCAGUCCUUUUGGUGCAACACUAGUCAAUUACCGACUUCAUCUUCUUUCAGCUGCUGGAUCCAAAGAGGGAACUACUGCACCUGCAAUGUCUUAUGGGUCAAUGCCAAGUCCUGCUGAGGCACCUCCUAUUGACUUCAUAAGGCAGAACCUAGAGAUGAUGACAUCAAUGCUGGAGAAGGCAGGAGACAAUCUAUCUCCUGAAAUGAGAGCCAAAUUGGAAACUGAGAUUAAAGGCCUUUUGAAAAAGAACAGCAGAGCAUGCAACUUUAAUAAAGCAUAUCCAGUUUUAGCGUUUCACGGAACCGGAGUUCUGCAUUGGCAUACUAACUAGACACCGACUGAGACCGGGAAUUAACAAAUGGACAAUUCUCCAGUGACCAAAAUCUUGCAAGCCUAGAUCAUUGAAUGGUGGCUUAAUCAAAUGAAAGACGGGUUCUUCGGGUUUUCUUUCCCAAAGAUCGGGGGCCAAAUUAUCCAAUUUUCGGAUGAACUCUUCCUCGAGCCAUGAAUUAUGUCGAGAGCCGUAAUACCAGUUGGCUGCUAAUGACUGAAAAAUCAAAAGGAUAGAGGCUUGGAGAAGCGCUUUAUUUCAGUAGCCGUUUAUAAUGAUUUCUGUUCUAGCUCAGAAAUUUAGGGCUUUUGAGUUCAAUUAAAGCCAGACAGGAGCUUUCUGUUAUCAAGAUAUGAUUAGAUCAGUUGCUUGAAUUUCCCCUUUAUUCAAAAGUUCUUUCGGAGUUUUGUGCCAAUGCUCGAUUUCUCUUAAACCAAAUGACCAUAUUGCUUGAGCUACAUUUCAAACAAUGUCAUGUAGAAAGAAAAAAAAAAUUACUGAUAGGAGAAAACAAUGGUAGUUCGUAUAUUGGCACAAGUCUCCUGAAAAUCAGGAUAUUAACAGAAGACCUAGGGAAAAGAAAAAAAAAAAAAAAAGGAGGAAAAGAAA
Molecule: messenger RNA, 4499 nt
Organism: Ricinus communis (castor bean)
Lineage: Eukaryota; Viridiplantae; Streptophyta; Magnoliopsida; Malpighiales; Euphorbiaceae
Product: serine/threonine-protein kinase ATM
Exons: 4
Coding region: 654-3890 (1078 amino acids)
Source: RefSeq, a predicted model, not a curated record